Protopolystoma xenopodis is the source of this 192-nucleotide messenger RNA. Lineage: Eukaryota; Metazoa; Platyhelminthes; Monogenea; Polystomatidea; Polystomatidae. The record is from the annotation of a GenBank genome assembly.
AUGUUUGGUAAAAGGAUCGGCCUCACUUGUCUCUUUGACGAGUUGUACUAUGGUACUACGAAUGGUAAACUCACUGACGAUGCCGACUACGAUGCCAGCGAACGUCUGGGAAUGUACCACGUCCACGGUCCGACUUUGGAAAUAAUUAUGCAUGUUGAGCUUACUUCUAUUUCGAGUGGAAGUUUUGGCUAA